UUUGCCUCCCCAAGAGGAAGCAUAUCAACUCACUCCACAUACUGUACAGCUCUAUUUCCUCUUAGAACCGUCCUCACCUCACUGUGCAACACUCUGCAUCUGUAAUACAUCUCCAAGUCCAACCACUCUCACAAUGGCAGCCUCAAUCGCCCCCGAAUGUAACGAUAUCAAAGAGAAAUACGACACCUGCUUUCUCAAAUGGUACAGUGAGAAAUACCUCCGUGGCAACACCACCUCCAACGACUGCGAGGAACUCUUCACAAAGUACAAGACCUGCUUGAAUGUCGUCCUGAAAGAAAAAGGCAUUGAUUCCAUGCUGGAAGACGCUCGGAAGAGCACGACCAAGGAGUUCGACGCCGAGACGCUUCGUCGAGGUUGAGAUUACUUCCAUCCUCUCAUUUUUGGUUAUUUCUUGUUCCGACAUAUUUGUUUCUGUUCUGUUUGGCGGGAAUAGUUGUUUCUAUUCUCUAUUUGUCCACAUGUGCGAAUCACGGACUGUCUGUCUGUUGAUGCCCCCUUCGAAUCUCUGUUAGGGCAUCGUCUAUCUCAGUCUGUGAUUGUCUCACCGUAGAAGUCCCCACCGACCAUUUCCUAUUCCCCAUCUCAUCUCUUUCUCCUUCUCUACUGCAUCAUACGGCGUGACCAAGGGUUUUGCUUUGUUCCACAUCCUUGAAGGAAGAAAUAGAGCCUUAUGCUUAUAUGUACUAUAUCUUGUGACUACAUUCAUGUGCAAUAUGAUCUAAGA
Aspergillus saccharolyticus JOP 1030-1 is the source of this 745-nucleotide messenger RNA. RefSeq lists its product as uncharacterized. The transcript has 4 exons. The record is from RefSeq and is a predicted model, not a curated record. Bases 134 to 379 code for a protein of 81 amino acids. Lineage: Eukaryota; Fungi; Ascomycota; Eurotiomycetes; Eurotiales; Aspergillaceae.